UUGGUCCUCCUCCUGGCCAUGUCUGCUCCCUCCCAGGCCUGGUCUCGGCCCCUGUGGUACCAGGUGGGGCUGGACUUGCAGCCCUGGGGGUGCCAGCCAAGCAGCCUGGACGGCUGCGGGGUCAGCCUGGGCUGUCCCGGCCAAUGGCUGGGCCUGGGGAUGAACCCCAUCUACUCGGUGACGGGGGUCAUGCUCACCAGCGCCAUGAUGCUGAUGGUGGGCCGCAAGGUGCUGCAGCGCCCCCAGGGGCCCCAUGGCCACUCCCGCCCACAGACCCUCCGUCACCCAGCUCCCCCCUCACCAGCCCAUCGCCCCAGCCCCACCCCCAGGGGGGCCCUUCGUCGCGCCCCUGUCCACCCCUCUGCUCUCACUCUGCCUCUUGGUCCUACUCAGCUCCUGCAGGUGCCCGCUCACACCCCUGGACUCAGUAAGCGGCGGACCCCCAUCUCCGACCACGCCCUGCUGGUCACGGUCCUGCACAUGUUGGACGCCCUCCUGGCCCAGAUCCAGAGCCACCUGCAGCAUCUGGCCGCGCAGCAGCCCCGGCAAAUAAAGGGCACUCCCACCCCGUGUGGGUGACCAACACGCCUCCGCUGGCGGGCACUGGGGGGAGGCCCGAGGCGCUGGGCCCGGCUGGGACUGUGUGUCUCCCUGGGUCCCUCCUACGUGUCGAACCAGCAGCUGACUCACUGCUCCACUGCCCCCCCCACUGCCCCCGCCUCCCUAAGGGUGUCACCCAGAA
This is a messenger RNA of Myotis davidii, 742 nucleotides long. It is a transcript of the gene TMEM89, whose product is annotated as transmembrane protein 89. The record is from RefSeq and is a predicted model, not a curated record. The annotation marks the transcript as partial. Lineage: Eukaryota; Metazoa; Chordata; Mammalia; Chiroptera; Vespertilionidae. The transcript is spliced from 2 exons.